Capsaspora owczarzaki ATCC 30864 is the source of this 2636-nucleotide messenger RNA. Its product is annotated as SGT1 protein. The record is from RefSeq and is a predicted model, not a curated record. Gene Ontology annotation, cellular component: nucleus. Bases 34 to 2511 code for a protein of 825 amino acids. The transcript has a single exon. Lineage: Eukaryota; Filasterea; Ministeriida; Capsasporidae.
UUUCAGUCUUUUAACUUGCUUUGCACCACCACCAUGUCGUUGACUGCAGCGGACGCGGUGCUCGUCGAGCGGAAUCGCGCCGUGCUGCAGUCCGUCUUCCCGCGGAUUCGACGACGCCAAGCCACCACCACCACCAGCAACAGCACCAAGACGACGGGUGGUGCAUCCACUCAUCCCAUGACGAGCAAGCGCGAGGAAGACGACUCUGCGGACGAUGAGGACGACUCUGAGGACGACGACGAGGACGACGACCAUGCAUCCAUGCUGGACGACGAGGCGACGUCCCACACGCUCGCUCCCAACGCACUGGCAUACCGCGUGUUCAUGGACACUCGACCGACAAGCAGCGCCCACAAUCCAGCAGGAGCAGGAGCAGGAGCAGGAACUCAAGCCGACGAGGCAGGACUGCAGACUGCAGACCACGACCACCCGAGUCUCAGUCUCAGUCUCAGUCUCAGAACGCGAGACUUGCAACAUGUGCUCGAGACGACCAUCACCGAGUUUGUCAAGUCAGACCCGGCGGUUCAAGCAUUGUGCAGCGACCAUCUCUGGCACAAGGAUGGACUGAAUUUGGCAGUGUUCGAGGACGGCGACAACACUGCCAACCGAGCUACGACCUCGUCCGCUUCCUUGCCGCGGUUGGAGACAGUACAGUGCUUGGCAGGCGUCUCGUCGUACGGCGAUAAUGUCGGCGACGAAUGGCUGCUCGUGUACAUUCUGCGGGAAUUGACAGCACGGAUACCAGACUUGACCGUUCAGCUCGCAGACACGAGCGACGGAGACAUUUUGCUGAUUGAAGCGGCCGACGAGCUGCCGGAAUGGAUUACACCGCGAAUUGCGCGCAAUCGCGUGUUUCUAAGGCAAGGCCGGCUGCACAUUGUGCCAACAAAGUAUGUGCCUCAAGGGUCGACAUCAGCAGCGUCGAGCUCAAAGAAGAGUCCGGCCACAUCCACGUUCCGCUCUCACAAUCUCGCCGAGCGAUUGGAUAUUGUGCAAGCGCUCGACAUUCUUCAGCAUGCAGCUCCGAGCCAUUCAUCGGGAUCUGCCACCACCACCACCACCACCACCACCACCACCGCCGCUUGGACGCUGGCCAGUGCCAAAAUCGAGUCUUGCAUUUGGGCACGACUGGCGCUGGCCGUGCGCGAAGCUACAGAGCACGUCCAGCACGCCCUUGCCCUUUUGCCACCAACAAUUGCACAUUUAAUGCACGUGCAGCCCAAGCUGGUUGCUCCUGCUAUCGAGGCAUUUGUCCAACGCGAUUCUAUUGAUUCUCGAGCCUGUGCCCGCAUGAGUCGCUUUCCUGUGGGCACGUCGCCCGAGCCGUCAAUGUCUCCGUCAGAUCUUUUGGAGACGCAUCGAAUUCUUACGCGUGUACGGCUGACUCGAAGUCUAUUUGUGCUACUCAACUCGCAGCCGCAGUUUGUUCCGCCGCGUGUUUUUGGCGCUGCACCGCCCCCUAGCAACACUGCGGCAUACAGCGCGUUUGUACUCGGCGUCAAGAUUGCCUGCGGCUUUGAGAUCAUGUACGCUAUUGCGGACAGGCAGCACAAGCUGUCGGCGCGAGCUGGCCAAGUCGGACCCGCCGUUGCUCCUCCUCGCCAGCAGUUGGUGGCAGGCUACGUGACGCAAAACUUGGCGCGAGAAAUCGACGCUACGCUGCUUGUUCAUUUCAAUCCCGUUUCUUUGCACCAGUACGACAUGUUUGGCUCUUCGCGUCCGGCGCCAGCUUCCGCGCCAGUCAACACGAACGCGUCCUCGUCAACAGCCGUGCAACAACCGCGACCAGAACCAGGUUCUGUCCUUCCUCCUGCUCCAGCCGAUGACUCGACUGAUUGGAUGGAGGUUGAUCCCGAGCAGCUCGAGCAGCAGAUGACCAAGAUGCAGACGGCCCUUCAAGAAGUGAUGAAAGCCAGCGAGCAGCAACCAACCACGACCCGCUCGCCAUCCUCCAAGGGCGACGGUUCGACGGAAGAGGAUGUGCAACAGCUCGGAAAGCUGGCGUCCUUGCUCAAAGGCGUGCAGUCAUUCAUGACCAGCAAGUCUGACAUUGAUGGCGUGAAAACUUCCACAGGGCUCCGCCCAGAGAUGUUUGACGACCCGGCCACCAGUGAGGACGAGAAUUCUUCGGAAGAUCAGGAUGACCUCAGCGAUGAGGACGAAGAGGCGGACGACAGCGGUGAUGAUGAAGGUGACGAAAAAGUGGCAGAGGCCAUGUUUGGUGACGACGCGAUUGACCAACUCCUGGCCGAUGAUGUCGACCCUCCCCUGAGCGAGCCAGACAACUCCUCCGAAAGCAUUCGAUCUGCGAUGGAGCAUAUGGAUGCCGAGCUUCGCAAUGUGGGACUGCAAUGCGUCAUUCAACAGGGCGCGCGUGGAAAGCAAACCAUGUCUGACGAGCAAAUCAACCUUGCCAUGAACAUGCUCCUGUCCCACGAGGCUCAGCAGGGCCGACCCGGCCCAUUCACCCAUUUGCUGCAGUCGUUCAUCGGCGGGCAGCAACCGCGUUAACAUUUCGUUGUUUUUUCUCUCUUUGCAACGAACUUGCAACCAACAGCGCUAUGCCACGAGUGAGAUGUUUGAAAUAACAAAAGCAAAACGCCUGGUAGUUAAAAAUAAAACGCCUUAAUUCACAA